This is a messenger RNA of Myzus persicae (green peach aphid), 3996 nucleotides long. Its product is annotated as endoplasmic reticulum metallopeptidase 1-like. Gene Ontology annotation, biological process: proteolysis. The record is from RefSeq and is a predicted model, not a curated record. The transcript is spliced from 2 exons. Gene Ontology annotation, molecular function: metalloexopeptidase activity. Lineage: Eukaryota; Metazoa; Arthropoda; Insecta; Hemiptera; Aphididae. The coding region runs from base 1176 to 3797 and encodes 873 amino acids.
AAUUAACAAACAUUUUAGAAUAUAUGGUCAUUGAAGUAAUAUAUUAUUUAUGUAUUAUUAAGUUAUAUCCAGCAAGAGGCUGUGAGUGAUUAUAGUGACUACAGGCAUGUAUACUUAUUCUUUGUUAGGCAAUAAUAGAUUUUUUCCAUCCACUCAUGUAUAUAUUAUGAGACCAUUUUGACAGUUUGUUUUAAUUUGUACCUAUUAUCUUAGACAUUAACUAGAACUAUAUCAUCAGUGAACAUCAAUAAUUUACCUUUCAAUAAUCAUGCCAGUAUUGAGUUCAUAUAGAUUAAAAAUAGUAUAGGGUUUAAACACAAACCUUGGGUAACUCCUUAAUAUUUGACAUAACAAUAAUUACUAGGUAUAUGUAAUAAAAUCCAAUAGAAUUGGGCAAAACUUUCAGAGGCACUGCCUGAACAAUAUAAGGUUUUUUACUGUUGUUAAUAAUUGUAAAUCAAAGUUGCAAUCUAAUAACAAAGAUUAAUUUAUAAAAUAUUUGUAUCAAUAAAAAUUAUGCUAACUAAUAAUAAAUUUAUAAUAUAGAUACCAACCAUUCUUUAAUUUAAAUUAUAACAUCAAUUUAAUUAUACCAAUAUCCAUAAAUAAUUUGAUUGAACAACUGGCAUUGGUAUGUACAUGUAUUAAGACUUAAAUACCAUUAUGCUGUACAGUUACUUUUUUAUAUGGUAUUUAUUUUUAUUAAAAUAGAUUCAGAUGAAAAAAAGGGGUUAAAAAAGUACUAUCAACACGGACUCAAAGGAACUAAAUAUAGGCACAAAAUAUUCAAUGAAAUACCUACCUAUUAUAGUGUAGUAAGAAACAUGCAAUUUUUAAUGAAAUGACUCACUCGUGAAGUAUGCAAAAUAUUUAGAAGUCAUAGAUAAUACUAAAUAAUCUAUGUUAGACAGAAAUUAAAUAUACCUUUUAGCAAUAAUGCAAGUAAAAAAUGUUUUUUUAAUUAAAAAUAGUUUAUUACAGAGAUGUUGACUGUUGACAACUCUACUGCCCUGUGUGUCUGUUUUAGAUGUUUUUUUUAAAAUUUAUAGCUUAUAAGUUAUAAGAGUACCUAGUAGCUACUAGCUAUUACCUACUGUAUUAUUUAUAAUAUAAUAUCAGCGAUCGUCGCCAAUUUUCUCAGACUAUGUUUCAUUUCUAAAAAAUGAUAAAAUUGAAUGGAGCUGCGUCAUCGAGGUAAUAGGGCCGACAACAAUCAACAAAUGGAAACGUUUCAAGUUGAUGAAAAAUCCAGCAAUUCUAAGGAUGAAGAUAUCAGAAAUCAAAAAUGUCUCUCCGCCGUACCGACUCUUUUAGUUUCACUGACCGUAUUGAUAAUUUUAAAUGUGCUUGUUUAUUACAUGGACAACAAAUUACCCCCCGUCGAAACAAAUAAUUCGACCAAUAAUGAUUUUGUCUCUAAACGCGCCAUGUCCACAUUAAUUAAACUAGCAAAUUUGGGUCCAAGGCCAGUUGGUAGUUAUGAGAAUGAAAAAUUAGCUUUUAAUCUCAUAGAAACCGAAAUUAAUGACAUUACAAACGAAGUAGGCAAUGUCAAUGAUAUUGCAAUGUACAAUCAGAAAGUUAGUGGUUCGUUUAUUCUAAAUAUGAAAAAUUGGAAGUAUUUAUUAAGUUAUGAAGGCUUACAAAAUAUUGUUGUUAAAUUAGAUCCUAAGCAAGGCACAAACGAUGCCAUUUUGCUAAAUUGUCAUUAUGAUACAGUUCCGGCCGGGCCAGGUGUAAGUGACAACGGUGUGAACUGUGCUGUGAUGGUAGAACUUUUACGAAUUUUAGUGAAAACCCCACAUCUCAGGAGACCUAUAAUUUUUUUAUUUAACGGUGGUGAAGAAAUAAUGCUUCAAGCUUCCCACGGGUUUGUCACUCAACACCCUUGGUCCAAGAGUGCAAAACACGUGAUAAAUCUCGACAGUUGUGGAGCAGGUGGCCGAGAAAUAUUGUUCCAGACCACAAAGUCGGACUCGUACUUGGUAGAUUUGUACGCCCGCACCGUUCCCCAUCCGUACGGGCAAGUGAUUGGCGAGGAAUUAUUUCAAUCGGGCAUAAUACCGUCGGACACGGAUUUUAGGAUAUUCAGAGAUUUCGGAAACAUGUCCGGUCUCGAUCUGGCGCAUUACAAAAACGGGUACGUCUAUCACACGAAAUACGAUAAUUUGGAUCAAAUCGAACCGGCCGUGCUGCAAAACACCGGUGAAAACCUGUUCGCGCUCGCCAAAGCAAUGUCCACGCACAACGUGACGAACAGCACCAAAACCAAGUACGUAUUCUUCGACGUGUUCGGCGUGUACAUGCUUUCCUAUACGGAACUCUCAGGGGCGUUCGCCAACUUCAUAAUCGUGCUGUUGUCCUUUUUCUCGAUUUUCCUGUCGCUGAAAUUCACGACGGUCGGGAUGAACCGCCGCGAAUACAGCAUGCACCUGUUGACGGCUAUCGUGAGUCCCGGUUGCACGAUCGUGGCGGCUAUACUGUCGUGUCUGCUGGUAGCGUUCGCGCUGGACCGACUCGGGUGCUCGAUGAGCUGGUACAGCAACCGGUCCAACCUGCUGGUGUACUUCGGCACCGCGACAUGGUCAAUAUUGACCGUGGCGGCUUACUACCCGAAAAUCCGAUCCAGGACCGAUGCGGAAUGGACAGUGACGAUGCUCAACGGCGUUCAGCUGUUCUGGACGACCCUGCUGUUCGUCGCCACCAUGGCUGGUCUGCGUUCCAGCUACCUGUUCGCGGUCAUGGUGCUGUGGCCGUCGGCCGCCAGCUGCACGUUGGGCAUACUGAACGCCGGCCGGACACCAGCUGUCUGGAUAGCGGGAUACGCGGCGUCGCUGUUCGUGCCCGUCGCUUUCGUGCUGUACCUGACGCAAAUGUUCGCGUCGCUGUUCGUGCCGAUCUCCGGACGCCUCGGGCCCAACAUUAACCCCGACUACGUAAUCGGCACGCUGAUGGCCAUGUCUGCGUACGCCACUGUCGGUCACCUGGCGCCGGCCAUCGCACUGGUGAAUAGGCCGCGCCAUGCCUUGGCUGGCCUAGGCGCCGCGGUACUGAUGAUGGCCGUGGCCAUCGUCGCCUUUCGGCCAAUCGGGUUCCCAUACUCUAGCUCCAAGACCGAGCAGCGGCUCGACCUGAUACACACACAACGCUUGUUCCACCAUUUCGGCGGUGGUGUCCGGUACAACGACUCCGGUUACCUGAUCGUCAACUGGGACCGGCAGGGUCCGCGAACGGUCGCCGACCACGUGCCUAACGCGGCCCGCAUCGAUUGCGCCAGCGAACUGAUGUGUGGCUCACCGGUGACCGGGUCGCUAGCGCAUCACACCGGUUGGCUGCCGGGUCGACCGGCGCCUGUGUCUCAGCGGUCCGCGGCCACGGCCCAAGUGGCCGUACUCGAGAACGACGAGCGACGGCGACGGAUCGUGUUCAACGUAACCGGGCCGGAGAGGGUAAACGUGUACGUCAGCCCUUAUCCCGGCACGAGGUUGAAGAACUGGAGUUUCUCGGGACAACCUGAAGUGGCCACCAGUUGGAUGGGAAAUGACGUGUACGUGAUAAAGCACUCGUCGGGGGCGGGUACGGCGGCUGGUGGCCCGCAGAAUGUGUGGAGCUUUUGGUUGGAACACGAAUGCGACCGUGGCUUUGGUGAAAUGUCUCUCAACGUCACAUUGGCGUACAGUUGGGUAAUACACAAGGACAUGGUGUUGGGUGACGAAUUCCGAUCGUUCGUCUCCUCGUUUCCGAGUUGGGUGCACGUCAAUGUUGCAGUCGCCAGCGUUGAAGCGUUUGUAUACUAAAUCAAUAAACUUGGGACUUGAAUAAGUAUACUUAUCAUACAUAUCAUUUUAUGUAGGUAAACUCUAUACGAGGCAUAUGUUUCCUAUGUAUCUAUGCCUACCUAUUGUUUCAAAAAUAUAUUUUCACUUUCAACCUUUUUCAGCUCAAAUAAAAUAUAAUAUUAAAUAUAGUUACCUAAUUAAUUUAUUAUCAAUAUUG